Messenger RNA from Plectropomus leopardus (leopard coralgrouper), 4229 nucleotides. RefSeq lists its product as uncharacterized. The record is from RefSeq and is a predicted model, not a curated record. Gene Ontology annotation, cellular component: clathrin vesicle coat; endosome; plasma membrane. Gene Ontology annotation, molecular function: clathrin binding; phospholipid binding. NCBI's taxonomy places the organism in Eukaryota, Metazoa, Chordata, Actinopteri, Perciformes, Serranidae. Gene Ontology annotation, biological process: endocytosis.
GAAACCGCCGUCGUGUCGUCUCCUCGAAGAUUCCUGAAGAUCCACUCAGGCUGCGGGAUCUGGUUUCUGACAUCCUGAGACAAGUCAAUGCAGUCAGGAGGAGGAGAGAGCAGCAGGAUGUACGCUCACUGAGCCAGAACUCAGACAGCAUAAACAAAAAUCUCUCACAGCACAGACUUUAUAAUAGAUCCCGGUGGUUUGAUUCCCCACCUCCCUCCCAGACACCAUGACGUCCUCUAUGCUCCGACGACAAGCUCAAAACCUGGUCCAGAACUACUCUGAGGCUGAGGUCAAGGUGAGAGAGGCGACGUCUAAUGAUCCAUGGGGCCCAUCCAGCACUCAGAUGGCUGACCUCUCUGAUCUGACCUACAACGUUGUGGCCUGCAAUGAGAUCAUGACGAUGCUCUGGAAGCGGCUGAAAGACGACAAGAACUGGAGACACAUCCACAAGUCCCUCACACUGCUGGAGUACCUAUUAAAAACCGGUGACGAUCGCGUGCUUCUGAAAAUGAAAGACAACAUCUACAUUGUCAAAGCCCUCACAGAGUAUCGCUUUGUUGAAAAGGAUGGCAAAGAUCAGGGUGUAAAUGUAAGAGAGAAGGCCAAGGUUGUCCUUGUUCUUAUGGAGGACGAUGAAAAACUAAAGGAGGAGAGAGACUUUGCCUUUAAGACCAGAGAGAAGACGUCAAAAGGUUCUGCUGCCUCAUCCACAGACGCCAUCAAGGAUCCAAAUUACAAGCCAUGCUAUGUUCCCGGGGCCUCUGGGCUUCCGUCCUUAGACAACAUACCCUCAGUGGCCGACUUGACUGCUUCCUUCAAUGCCCGCAAAGAAGAGCGUCUCAAACAGGAAGCAGAGAAGAAAGAAGUAGAGAGACGGGCCAAGAUGAGUGAAGAUGAGCUGAAAUGGGAGGAUGCUGGCAAAGGUGGUGAAGUUAAAGGUGCUUGGGGACAAGAGAAAGAGAAAGAGGAAGAGGAGGAGGCAAAACCAGACCCAUGGGGAGCUCCCAAAGAACCCAAAGAAGCCACAGAUCCAUGGGGCACACCCGCAAAACCCGAUACCACUGAAAAAGCAGCCAGCAGUGAUCCUUGGGGGGCUCCAACUAAAACUGAUGAAGAUCCAUUUUCAGCACCGAAAACAGAUGAAGAUGCAUUUGCUGAGAAUGGAGAAGAUCCUUUUGCAGCACCAAAAGAUGAAUCCGAUCCAUUUAGUGCGAAAAAAGAUGACCCGUUCAACACGCCAAAAGACACUUCAGACCCCUUCAAUGCACCCAAAGACAAGGAAGAUCCAUUUGCCGCACCAAAAGAUAAACCAGAUCCCUUCAGUUCGUCUAACAAUGAUCCGUUCAAUACUCCAAAAGAUGAUCCGUUCAGUGCACCAAAAGAUGAUCCCUUCAAUGCUCCAAAAGAUGAUCCCUUCAAUGCUCCAAAAGAUGAUCCCUUCAAUGCUCCAAAAGAUGAUCCCUUCAAUGCUCCAAAAGAUGAUCCCUUCAGUGCUCCAAAAGAUGAUCCCUUCAAUGCUCCAAAAGGUGACCCCUUCAGUGCUCCAAAAGAUGAUCCCUUCAGUGCUCCCAAAAAUGAUCCCUUCAAUGCUCCAAAAGAUGACCCUUUUAACACUCCAAAAGAUGAGCCUUUUAAUGCCCCAAAAGAUGACCCAUUCAGUACCCCAAAAGAUGAUCCCUUCACUGCACCAGCAUCAACACCACCUAAAGAAGAUCCAUUUGCAGCACCAGCAUCCUCUAAAGACGACCCCUUCACGGCUACCACAACACCACCUAAAGAAGAUCCUUUCUCUGCGCCAACUAAACCUACGCAAGACGACCCUUUUACUGCACCAACAUCACCACCCAAAGACGAUCCCUUCGCUGCACCAUCCAAAACCACUAAAGAUGACCCUUUUGCUGCACCAGCAGUGGCCCCAAAAGAGGACCCAUUUGCUGCGCCAUCCAGUCCUCCGAAAGAUGAUGCCUCGGAUCCCUUCAAUGCCCCUCCGGUGAGCUCACCUCAAGGCGGUGCAGAUGCAUGGGGAGCCCCUGCUAGUUCUCCACCUGCCACCGGGUCAGAUCCCUGGGGGGCACCUUCAACUCCAAAGGAAACAACGAGCGGAGAUCCCUGGGGUGACGGGACAAGUGCCACCUCACCCGUUGAUCCUUCUGAUGGGUUUGGGGAUUCAUCCAAACCAGACGAUGACCCAUGGGGAGCCCCAGCUGCAGCUCCGGUUAGCACAGAUGAUGCGUGGGGAUCACCUGCGCCUCCCUCAGCCUCCUCCCCGUCUAGUGACCCCUUUGGAGAUGGUGCAUCUAAAAAAAGUGAUCCUUGGGGUGCGCCGAGCAAUGGGACAGGGAAGCGAGCGGCACAGGAAGAGAAGACUCGUUCAUUUCUGGGCUCCGCGGGGGCGUCGCUCGUCGACUUGGACGAUCUUUUUUCCUCUAACCCCAAACCCAAACAGCGCCCCCUCGUCAACGCGCCCGUCGCCCAGACACAAGCCAUCGGCACUUUCAGGGGCAUGACAUCUGGCCCAGGGGUCAGCUCAGGGGCUGUUGCAGGGGUGGCUCCUCCUGAAGCAUCAACCCCUCACUAUGGUCCUUUUGGCUCCACCUUCACUCCCUCCUUUGGUGCACCCUCUCCCAAUUUUGGAGCCAUUGGAGCGUGUCAUUCAGGCUUAAAUAUGCUUCAGGCAGCUCAGGUGGCUCCCCCGGGUUCAGGAAAUGGAAUGGUAGAAUCCAUCUCUGUGGGAGGGAGUCCACAAAUUGGAUUUAACCCCCCAUGUGGAGGAUUGGUGCAGUCUGGAUCUCUGGUGGGGAAUCCUUUGGCAGAUCCUAUCUUUUUGGGAGCAAGGGUGGCUCAGUCCAGUUUCUUUGGAGGGAGUCACCAAGCAGGAGCGGCUCAUUUGGGAGGUUCCACUCCACAGGCCGGAGGGGGAGUCCCCGUCCAGCCACAGGUGCUCCCAGGCAGCGUUUUGGGUGAGACCGUAAACAAAAACACCAAUCCAUUCCUGUUCUGAUACCUUAUUAUGUAAACUUUCCUCUCAGAUACAUGUAGUAUAUUGAAUGACCAAACUCGGUUAGUAUUACAUGUUUUAGCCGUUCGAUUUAAUGAUCAACAAUCCGGUAUUACUGAUGCAAAGUGAAAACAUUCAUGCAUAUCGUCAUCACAAGAUACAAAAUUAUUUAAAUUCCAAUCACAGAUCCAUAUCACCACCGCAUCCAAGCACGGCUUCUUCCUGAACCUUCAAAUAAUGCUCGCAGUCUGUCGUCAGGAAGAUAAUGGUAAACAAUCAAGAAAAUGUCAAAACGGUUAUUUACUGAUAUCAUCUGAUAUUGAUCACAGGCCUCUGAAAUAAUCUUUUUAUGGCAGACUUUGUGAUAUCUGCAAAUACUGUAUUAUUAUCCAAAUAUUCAGCUAACUCCCCAGCUAACAUCGCAGCCUUUCACGAUGUAUUUAUCGCACAAGUUGACUAUAACAACUGUAUCCUUAUUGCGCGGCCCUGAGAAAUACACACAAAACAUGAAACAGUGUACAAUACUGUAUCAAUACUGACGCAGCCGGUCUUAUUCUUCUUCAUGCACAAGUGUGAGAAACCAGAGCACCUAAGUGUUGAUGAUGUGAGUGUUGUAUGAUUUCUGUGACUGGACCUGUAAAACAUUGACAGAAGUGAUCUGGGAACGACGUCACUGUAGAUUUCCUUUAGGUGUGUAUGUGUUUGUACAAGGCGGAGUGUGUAUGUGUGUGUGUGACCUGCAUGUGCGAUGUGUGUGUGCAGUAUAUAUUGUGCUAAUGUAAAUAGUGGAAGUAAUCACAGAUAAACCUUGAAAUAUACUGUAUAUUAGAGUGUUACAAUCAUGAGUAACUAUUUAUUGAUCUAUUUAUUGAUUGAUUUAUCGCUUGAUUAUUUAAUGAUGCAGCAAUGGCCUCCAACAACGUUCAGGUUGACUUUUAUUACAGCAUGCAGUGAUACUCAACUUACAGCUCACGGGCAAAGAUCUGGUCCCUGAUAGGCUGUCAGGUGGCCCCGCAACCUUUUUCUAAUUCACAAAAAAAAAAAAAAAAUGAAGUGAUUCCCACUGGUAACAGAUUUUGCACUUUUUGUUUACAUAAGGUGCCAGAGUGCAUAAAACAGCAUCACGAUAGAGUUCGUUUAUUAAAAAUAGUGUCAGAGGUCUAAAAUCCGAGAGACCUCCUAAAAUCUUACAACUGCCCUAAAAUCCUAGAAACAUUUUAAACUCCGAGUA